Messenger RNA from Wasmannia auropunctata (little fire ant), 408 nucleotides. Its product is annotated as zinc finger protein 525-like. Lineage: Eukaryota; Metazoa; Arthropoda; Insecta; Hymenoptera; Formicidae. Gene Ontology annotation, biological process: regulation of transcription by RNA polymerase II. Bases 1 to 366 code for a protein of 121 amino acids. The record is from RefSeq and is a predicted model, not a curated record. Gene Ontology annotation, molecular function: DNA-binding transcription factor activity; RNA polymerase II cis-regulatory region sequence-specific DNA binding. The transcript has 3 exons.
AUGAUUUGCCCAUCUUCGUGCUAUUUGAAACGGAAACAUGUUCAACAUGAACAUGAAAAGAAGAAGUUUGUGUGUGAUCAGUGCGAAAAAUGUUUCAGUAUCAAAGCGGAUUUGGAUCGUCACAUUUUGACCCAUUUGCCAGUGAAGGCUCGCAAGUAUCAGUGCAAUAUAUGCCAGAAGAAGUUUACACAGAACAGUCAUCUUACUGAACACAAGCGUAUUCAUAGUGGAGUACGGCCUUAUAAAUGCGAAGUAUGCUCGUUGAGUUUCCGUUUUUCGAAGUCCAUGAAACGUCAUCGAAUGCUUAAACACUUUAAGAAUGAAGACAAACAUGCAAAAAAUACACUACCCAAGAAUACUGUGUAAUAGUGAAAACUUCAUGUGUGAUUAUUGUGGAAAAUGCUUCAG